Messenger RNA from Desarmillaria tabescens, 1932 nucleotides. RefSeq lists its product as uncharacterized. NCBI's taxonomy places the organism in Eukaryota, Fungi, Basidiomycota, Agaricomycetes, Agaricales, Physalacriaceae. The record is from RefSeq and is a predicted model, not a curated record. The coding region runs from base 1 to 1932 and encodes 643 amino acids. The transcript is spliced from 2 exons.
AUGCAUGAAAACUAUUGGGUUGGCGCAGGCAUAGGAUACGUGGUCGAGAAGGAAUGGAAAGUGAAGAUGGAGGCCGAAUUCACGCCCACACGCAAAUGUAACGCGAAUUUCCGCAGUGGCGUUGCUCGUCGAAUGUUCAAUGAACUUCCAAAGGAGGUGCGGGAUGAAUGGGCGAAGGAGGCUAAAAGUUCGGCGGUUGCGGCGAAGAAGGAAUACGAGUCCGCCUUGAAGAUGCCGCCAUCGGAUAAUCCAAUCGUACGUCAACAAUGCUUGAAUAACGUUGGGGCCUUCCUAGGACCCAUUCUGGAGGGCGUUCGGCGGGCAACAGGAUGCCAUGUCAUCGCAAUUGUUGGAGGUCCCAUGACCAUAUAUGACGGGGAAAUAUCUACGAUGAAUGUAACUGCCGGGAGGAAUCUGGACCCUACUCCAAUCCCAUUUCCGUCGUGGAAGCCGAAGAAAUUUGCCGAUUUUAUGGACUUCAUGACUGAGUACCUAGAAACCGCGUAUACGGAGAAAGAUAAGAUUGCUGCCGGAAUACCUGCUGUACAUCCGCCGGAGUGGGAUACGCUAUCCGUGAUGCGCAAGAAGCAGAACUUCGACAGCGAAUCAUCGGAAUCGGAGUCUUCUGACGAGUCCGAUGAACUGUCUUCGAGCAGUGAUAGUGAGGAAGAGACUGGAAAGAAACGGCGUCGUCGAAAGAGCAGCGGUGGCAGGGCACGAAAAAGGGUGACAUGUGCAAAUGAGGAUCGCGCGAAGGGCCCCCCAAACAGAGAUGUUGACAAGAGGAAGGCGGCGAGGAAGGCAAGGAAGGGUCCAACGGAGGAGGACGACGGGAAAAGAGAGGCAUCAGAGGAAACGGCAAAUCAAAAAUCCGCAAUUGCCGAGGAUACGAGUUCGGAGGAUGACGAAAUCCCCAGCGGACCGAGACUCAGCGAGUACGAGCACCAGAGGAACGCCAACAUCAAGGCCAUUGCUGAAGAUCCACAAAUGAUAGAGAUCCAGAACGCUAUGAAGCAAUUCGCGGAUGAACGAGCGAGGGAGAGAAAGACGAAUGUAACACCACGACCUCGUCCUCAUAAGCAAAAAGGUCAGACAGAACCUUCCCGACACUCCCAGAGGUUAGAGGGGAGAAAGGAAGGAAGUGCGGGGGGAACAAUGAGUGCUUUGAAGGACGACGACAUGAUAGUGGACGAGGUAGCCCCGGGGAAAAGGAUGGUCGUUGGCAUGGGGGUACCUAGUAACUCAGACGCAGCUGCCGGCGUAGAAGGGCCUGCUACACCUUGUCAAGAUGGGAAUGAAGCGUGUUCUCCUGGCCCCGGCGUUCCUCAACCGACUCCGUCCUCAGAAACAGACCCAGAUACGGCCGCAUCCACAGAGAUCCCUUGCAAUGUGGCACCUCCGACGGAUCCCACUGCCCCCGAAUGGUUGAAGACCGCACUGAGCGAGUUGACGGCGAUGAAUCUGGGAGCACAGUUCGUCAAAAUUCUGUAUACGUGGGCGAACGUCGAGCGCCUUUGGGGAUAUGAGAACGUACGGGUAGGGCCACAUGUGAAGACAAGACCCCUGGAGCUAGGCAAAUGGGUGUCGGUUGGUCGAAUCCGCUCUAAAGAGCCCCAGAUAAAUGCGAAGGACUUGGACCAGUUCAAAAGGACUUGGGUUGUGUGGUGGAGAACGAUGCAGCCCGAAUGGAGGGCGUUGAAGGAAACAGAUAAUAUUGGCGCCUGGACGAGGGAGUUUUAUGGUUCUGACUGGUCGAGCUUGAAGUUUCCGGACCAAAAUGGACUUUUGGGGGUGUUGGCAACGUUGUCAUGGUGGGACAUCACCGCAAGAAGCAUGGGUGAUGACGUACGUGGUGAUGCAGGAAUGGUUGGAUGUCGACUGGGUGAUGGCUGGGCUUUCACAUGCACAAGCGGGAGGCGCGGGCGAGAGUAG